Molecule: messenger RNA, 1618 nt
Organism: Trematosphaeria pertusa
Lineage: Eukaryota; Fungi; Ascomycota; Dothideomycetes; Pleosporales; Trematosphaeriaceae
Exons: 1
Coding region: 196-1131 (311 amino acids)
Molecular function (GO): nucleic acid binding
Source: RefSeq, a predicted model, not a curated record
GCUUUCCAGGCAUCCCUGGCGCGAUCGAGUGCCUUCUGGGCUCGUGAGUACCUACCUCUCGCGGUGGGGUGAACUCCGGCACUAAGGACCUUGCCCCUGGCUGUCAACAACACCACAACACAGCGCCGAUACAUCAAUAUAUACUACUUUUGCAGCUGUUUUUAGCGAUUUUGGAUAUUCUCUAGCUAUCUGACGAUGUCGCAGAGGCGAAAAAAGCGCCGAUUUUUAACGCCUCCGCCCGUCCUGGCCACCGACGAAUACCUGUCGCACCAGCAAGCUCAACUCGAAACUCCACAACGCUCUGCAGUACUUUCAACGCUGUAUUUUUGUGAGGUAAAGGGCAUCCCCUGUAACCUCUCAGAAAUCAGAGAAGUUUUUAAAGUACCCGAAUCCACGUCCACUGAUAUAUUAAGCUUAAAGCGCGCGCGCCGACUCCAGAAUUCCGACGAACCUAACACCCGCGGCAACCUACGAGAACUCACGAACUCCGACGUCAACGCUAUCGCUACAUAUAUUGAUAACGCUCCAUUUAAAGAAAAGGGAGACCUAUGGGUAGACCUAGCUUUUCGCGCGGGCGUAAAUCCACCACCGGGCAAGAAGGAGUGGACAAGGCAGACAAUACAGCAGAGGGUGACAGAACUCACCGGGAUGAAAAGCCACAAAGCAGCUAUCAAAGAGGACCACCCGGAGCAUAUACAGAGAGCUAGAGUACGCUGGUGUAUCGCUCAAUUAGUUAUCCGACCUCAUGGAGUUGAUUGGCGCUGCGUUAUUUGGUGCGAUGAGCUCCACUGGGCGACUAGCCCUAGGCAUGUCAAAAAUGUCAAGAGGUUUCCAGGAACCGACAACCGAUACAGGGAGGAUAAUAUACAGUACCAAAAGGACGCCAGAAAGGACCCAGUCAAGAAGAAAUGGUUCUAUAUAUUUACAGUAAUAGGCUACAACUUCGCAUGGUGUAUACCCUACGACGCGGGAAACUCCAACGGCAAGAUAAACGCUCGAACUUUCCUAACAGUCCUACCUCACCUACGCGACGCUAUACUAGGCAAGGAGCUUAUUCUAUAUAUAGAUUGCGACUCUGCUCACAAAGCUGGAGACGUCCUUAAGUGGAUGGGCAAGAACGGCAUGGAUUAGUUAAUCGCUGCCCCAAGUUCUCCAGAUCUUUCUGUAAUAGAGACCUGGACGAAGCCUCUCCGCGAUUGAUUUACAGCCCGCAGAGUUGAAACUAUACAGGAAGGCUGCGAGCGCUUUUACUGGUGCUGGGAGCAGUUGAAGGAGGAGAAGAUAAACAAGUCAAUUAACAGCUAUCCAGCGCGAUUGUAGGACUGUCGAAGGCUCAAGGGCAAGGCUACAAAGUACUGAGCCCUCCCGGCUCUCUAGGAGUUGCUACACCAAGAAAAUCAUGUAUAUAGAGCUCUCCACUAAACCCUACAGCUUCAAAAAGCUAUAUAAACUAUCGCGAGACCUCCAGAAAUGUUGAAAGUACGAUAUUUGGUGAGGUUUUCCAGGUUCUCGCAUUUCUGGUGGUUUUGGGCUUAGUGCCGGAGAAUUCCCCACCGCGAGAGCCUACCUACCCAUGAGACGACUAGCUAAGUGCUGACCCAGUUGUGCAGCGAACCUC